GUGUGGAAAACGGUUAUUCUGCUGCAGUACUCAACGGAAAUCUGCCUAUGUUACACGUUCAUUGUUUGAAUAUAUGGAGUGAAGCUUUUCUGAAGCAAGCCAUUUGUCAAACAGCAGUUCUUCAUUUUAGAUGAUCAGCUGGUUUUAUUUUCAGUUUUAGUCUGGCAGGGGAGUGAGGAGACACUGGAAGGAAAAUCGAUGGAGGAAUUGAAUCCUACAUCAGCAUUUGACAAAGAUCCAUUCGAGCUCACAGCUGAAGAUGUCUACGAUAUGUCUUACAUCAUUGGCCGUGAUCUAUUCAAACUCAGCAGCUUGGAAGACAACCACACAGUCUCUGAGCUGCAGUACAAGAUAAUCAGAGUGCUAGAAAUAUUUGAGUCUCUGGUGGACAAGCAGAACCUUACAGCAGAUACGCUGAAAAUUGAACGCGACAACCUGAGGACGGAAACAGAAAGACUUCGGAGAGAACUCCAAGAGGCGAGAAGCGAUUCAGAGAAGCAGCAGAACACUGGGCCGGACAAACUGGUGGUGGAUGUUAACGACCCAAAUCGACCACGUUUCACACUCCAGGAACUGAGGGAUGUAUUGCAAGAACGCAACAAACUGAAGGCUCAGUUGCUUGUUGCACAGGAAGAACUGGAAUGUUACAAAAGCGGAUUAAUCUCCACUCAACAAGCUCAAAGCCUAGAGAAGGAUGUGUCGAGUGCAAACCACGGAAGUGAAAAAACUAUGGUUAAAAAGCUGUUUUCUCUUAAACACAGAAAAAAUCCUUAAGCUCCAGGGAAACAGAUCUUCAAAAGGAUUUUUGGGCAUUUACUCAUUGUUUUGUUAAUCAGAAUGAAGGUACUCUGGAACAAUUCUAUAAUGUAUUGACAGAGGAAUUUUCCAAGUUUACUUUCUGCACAAACCAGAAAAAUUGAUUUUGCUACGUGUAAAAUAAUGAGCUGUGUUUGUUUCUCAGAGCAGCAAUAACGGGACUGGAAAAAGAAAUGAAAGUACAUUUAGUUUCUAAGUAGCCACUUUUACUUAAUGAUAGGGCAUGGUAGUCUAUUGUUUAAGUUACUGUGCUAGUAAUCCAGAGGCCUGAACUAAUAAUUCAGAGACUUGAGUUCAAAUCCCAUCACAACACCUGGGAAAUUUAAUAAAUUUGGAGUAAAAAGCUAGUAUUAGUAAUGGUGAUCAUGGAACUGAUGGGUCGUUUUAAAAACCUAUCUAGCUCACUAAUGCCCUUUGGGGAAGCAAAUCUGCUGUCCUUAAUCCGCUCUGGCCUAUAUGUGACUCCAGACCCACAGCAAUGUGUUUUUUUUAUUAUUUAUGGGAUGUGGGUGUCACUGGCUAGGCCAGCUUUUAUUGUCCAUCCAUAAUUGCCCCUUGAAGGUGGUGGUGAGCUGCCUUCUUGAGCCACUGCAGUCCACAUGGUACAGGUGCACCCACAGUGCUGUUAGGGAGUUCCAGGAUUUUGACCCUGUGGCGGUGGAGGAACGGCCGAUAUAUUUCCAAGUCAGGAUGCUGUGUGGCUUGGAGGGGAACUUGCAAGUGGCAGUGUUCCUAUGUGUCUGCUGCCCUUGUCCUUCUAAGUGGUAGAGGUCGUGGGUUUGGAAGGUGUUGUCGAAGGAAAAGAUUGACUCUUAACUGCCCUAGCAAACCAUUCAGUUGUUUUCAAGAAGACAGCUGACCACCAACUUCUCUGGGGUAGUAAAUGCCAGCCAGGCCAGCAAUACCCACAUCCUGUAAAUGAAUUUAAAGAAAAACUCUGAUAAACCAUUGCUAUCCCUGAAAGUAUUGCUUAAAAUUACAUAGAAGUUAUAACACAGAAAUGGGUCAUUCAGCCCAAACAGUCCAUUUUGGUAUUUAUUCUCUACAUGAGCUUGCAUAAAAAGCAAUUCCUUAAUAAAGCAGAGUUUAUAAAGUAGGAGUUAAAAUUAAUAGAUUUCCCAGAAUGAGAUGAUCAGACUUAGCUAUGGAGCAAUAACUGUACUGACCUGGUUUUAUUAAACAUAUGAGUCUGAGACAGGUUCCUGCCCCUGCAGUGGUGAGAAGCAGGCAAAGCAAUCUCGAGUGAACAUGUAAUAUGUGUGAAAAUUCAAACCACCUGGAGAGUUUUUAAACUUUAUUUUAAUGCCAAUUGUAAUUAUACUGUUGCUGGUGUGAAGCCAAAAAAUGAAUUGAAAGACUUGCAUUUAUGUAGUGCCUUUCACGAACACCAAAGCUUUUUACAGCCAAUUCAGUACUUUCUGAAGUGUAGUCACCAUUGUAAUGCAGGAAAUGGGGCAGUCAGUUCACACACAGUUUCAAAAAACAGCAAUGUGAUAAUGACCUGGAUAAUCGGUUUAUAUGAUGCCGAUCACGGAAUAAAUACUGGCCCGGACACUGCAGAAAACUCCCAUUCUUCUUUAAAAUAGUGCCAUGGGACUUUUUACAGCCUUGUGAACUGAAGGUGCGACGACUGAGCCUUAGUUGACACAGUAAAUGCGACAACCGAGGCAAUGUAUAAUCGUUUCCUGGAAGUGGGCUCAUAUCACUGACCUAAAACUGCUUCGGGUGACUUCACAUCACAAUGAUAAACUGGAACACCUUGAAAUCAAUACGAGCCACGUACUAUGAUUAGCCUACAGCAGAGAAUGUGUGUCAGGGACUGGUACUUCAUUUCCAAUGGCAUCCAGUGGUCUUUUCAUCGCAUUCCCACAUGCUGAAAAAUACAAUCUUUACAGAGUGCCUCUGGCUAAUGGAUGGUUAAUAAAGAGCACACAAUGUUUUGUAUA
Messenger RNA from Carcharodon carcharias (great white shark), 2762 nucleotides. It is a transcript of the gene rilpl2, whose product is annotated as Rab interacting lysosomal protein-like 2. The transcript has a single exon. The record is from RefSeq and is a predicted model, not a curated record. Gene Ontology annotation, cellular component: ciliary basal body; cytoplasm. Gene Ontology annotation, molecular function: protein dimerization activity. Lineage: Eukaryota; Metazoa; Chordata; Chondrichthyes; Lamniformes; Lamnidae. Gene Ontology annotation, biological process: cilium assembly. Bases 199 to 774 code for a protein of 191 amino acids.